UGCUGAUGACCAGCACCUGUCACGUGGACAUCGCAGAGUUUGUGUGUGAGAUGAUGGCUCCGAGGUGCGACCGCCUCACUAAAGUCAUCAUGGCUCCCAGCAGGUCCUGGUGUGAGGAAGUGAGAUCAUCGUGUAAAGAUGAGGACCAGUGGCCUUCCAGUUUCCCAUCCUGUGACGUCAUCAGCGAAAACCCUGAAGGUAUCGAAGGUCUGCGAGGAACAACAGACAAUGAAUGUUACCACGGUAAGGGUACCAACUUCAGGGGCGGGCACAGCGAGACUGAGACCGGGCGGACUUGCACGGCUUGGGCCGACCACGUGUACGAGAUGAACACCUUCAGGUGGGCUAACCUGGACAGCAACUACUGCCGGAACCCCGGGAACAUAGCGGAGCGGCCCUGGUGCUACGUGGGCGACCAGUGGGAGUUUUGCAGUGUUCCUCCUUGUAGCGGUUUGGUGUGCUCUGACAGAGGCCAGCCCCGGUCAGUAACAGCGGGGCCGCGGAAGCAGUCCUACUGGCCCGGGGACAAGGUGACUUACCAGUGCGAUCCCGGCUACUCCCUGCAGGGAUCCGCGGUCAUCAAGUGUCUUGCCAACGCCACAUGGGACAACGAUCUUCCUACUUGUGUCGUGGAUGAGCGCCUGGGCCUGAGGAACGAUCUCUUCGACUUCUACAGCAAAGACCUGUCACCCUCUGAGUCUGACGACCAUGUCACUGCUGUGUUCUCUGGACAAGUUCUCAACGUAGUGUCGCUGGACGAGAAAGGACCAGAAGUACUGACUGACAUUGUCCUGGAGUUGCGUUGGCGAGACCAUCGACUGACUUGGUCACCGGCAACUUACGGAGGCCAGGACAUCUUGCGAGUGUCCUAUGACGAAGUGUGGACUCCAACUGUCGUUCUGCAGAAUAAUGCCGAUAGGGGUUUCACCAGCUUCCCAACCGUGGACGUGACCAUCACAUCAGGAGGGGAGGUCAUCUGGCUGGUGCAGACCCUAGUGUCCACCACCUGUGUGCUUGACCAGUACCUCUUCCCCUUUGACUCCAUGAUGUGCCCCGUGUGUGUGAAGACAGGCCGGAAAGAGGAACGUCUGAGCUGUCCCCUUCCAGAGAACAUCACAGCUGAAAACAACUUGAACUGCAACAGCUCGGCUAGUCUGGUGACCGGUGAGUGGGCGGUCGCCAUCUCUGCUGACGUCAGCAGCAGCGACAUGGGGUGUCUGAACCUGAACCUGCAGCGGAACCCCACCUACCACAUGUGCACCACAAUCGCACCUACCAUCGUCCUGGCCGUGCUCAUGUGUGUCACGUUCCUCCUCCCUAUUGACAAGGGAGAUCGCCUGUCGUACGGGAUGGCCAUUCUACUGGCCAUGGUGGUGUCACUUGUCGUCAUCACUGACUUCCUGCCGCGAUCUACCAUCAUCCCCUUCAUCGGGACGUUCGUGAUUGUGUCCAUGUCCCUCAUGGCAGUCUUCAUGCUGGCAACUGUCGGUAUCAUCAACGUGUCCGGCAAGCAGGGCAAGGUCCCCCCAUGGGCCCGGAAUGUGUUCCUCAGGUGCAUGGCCCAGUGCCUCCUGAUGGGGAACCUGGCUAAGGAGAGCGACACGCCCGAGGCGGUCCCCAACAAAGUCUACGUGGAGGAAUCCAGUCACGACAACGGCGCCUUCGCAACGUUUGGCGAAGAGCAGGUGCUGUGGGACACUUCAGCCAAGUUCAGGUCCACAGGAGACCAUCCACCGGACGCCCCCACCAUGAUGCCGGGGAUGAAGGUCAUGAUCUACGCCAUCAGGAAGAGUCUGGACCGCCUGAAUGUCACCAUCGAAGGCCUCCGCCCGAACGAUGAGGAGGAGAGCGAGUGGAUGCUGCUGUCCUACGUGUUGGACCGUCUUUGCCUGGUCCUGUACAUCAUUGGUAUCAUUGCCGCUGUGCCCCUGUCGCUGUUCCUUGGGCGCUCUUAGACGUAGGAACUAGUGGAUGAUUUGGAUAUAUUUCUGUCAUAUUUCAUUUAUCUAUUUUAUAUCUAAUCGGGCAGGACUAUGCGUAUAUGGUGUCAGUUGAUAUAUCGAUAUAAAGAUUUUCCAAUGUCCAAUAGUUUGUUUUUUUAACUUUUAUUUUGUUAUUCGGGUCUUUUAUAAACUCGAACUAAGAGGUUCUUAUAACUUUUAAUCCUUGUCAAACUAAUGUAUUUCUUUAUAUACAGUGUUCAAUGCUGUACACAAUGUCACCUUUAUGGACAGGAUGUAUAAAUUUGGCUUACGUAAAAUAUAAGGUUGUUACAGCUUAUAUCCCAGUCAGAUUGUACCGAUAACUGGCUUUCAAUGGCACAAGACUAGUGAUAUGGUAACAUAGAAAUAGCUGUUCUUGAGAGGUUCUUGUGUUACUGUAUAUCUGCUUCUCGAUCUUACUAAAAUGUAUGAAGAUCUAAACUUUUAUACCGCACUAAGUACUACACAUCUAUCUAUUGGUUGUGUCUAAAAUCAAGAGCUUAAACAAAUAAGCGGACCAAAGAAUUUAUGUCAGGCUAGUAAUGGAUAUUUUUUUUUAUUUAUAUGUGAUAUUAAUCAGUCAAUCAGGAAAUCAUAAAGUGUUUUUGAAGGAACAUGUCUUUGCGUAUGGAAUAAGUGAAACCUUUUUGCUGCUCAACAAUACGGCAACAUGUCUAUGAUAUUUCGAUAAAAACACGAUGUGUAGUACGGAUAGCAUUUUAUAAAGCUUAACAGACGUUUGGAAGGUGAUAUUGGGAACAUAUGAAUGUGUGUAUACCUAUAACGUCACUUGUUGUACAUGGGAACAUAAUCUGCUGUGACCUGCUGUGGCACAUUCCGGAAACUUGCGUAACAGGUUGAUGGCAAAACAUCAUGAUCUGGUAUGAUGAUGCAGUUCCCCACGCAGGCACUAGGCGCAAACGCCUUUUAGACACUUGUAUCAUCUAUUGCUGAAUAAAUCUUGACUGCAA
Branchiostoma floridae (Florida lancelet) is the source of this 2953-nucleotide messenger RNA. Its product is annotated as acetylcholine receptor subunit alpha-1-B-like. Gene Ontology annotation, biological process: monoatomic ion transmembrane transport; regulation of membrane potential; signal transduction. The record is from RefSeq and is a predicted model, not a curated record. Gene Ontology annotation, cellular component: neuron projection; postsynaptic membrane; synapse. Gene Ontology annotation, molecular function: protein binding; transmembrane signaling receptor activity; acetylcholine-gated monoatomic cation-selective channel activity. The transcript is spliced from 12 exons. Bases 6 to 1955 code for a protein of 649 amino acids. NCBI's taxonomy places the organism in Eukaryota, Metazoa, Chordata, Leptocardii, Amphioxiformes, Branchiostomatidae.